AUGAGCUCUAGCUGCUCCUUCGACACCCAGGAGACACGGAUGAACAAUCUGUGCCUGGGAAUCCACAUCCCCACCUUCAUCCUGGGCCUCCUCCUCAACCUGCUGGCCAUCCAUAGGUUCAGCAACUUCCUGAGGAGUCCAAAUCACACCGCCACCUCCAUCUACAUGAUCAACCUGGCCGUGUUCGACCUGCUGCAGGUGCUCUCGCUCGCGUUCAGAAUGACGCUGUCCACGAAUUGCUGGCCCAUGGUGUACUGUACCAUGGCGGAAUGUCUCUACUACAUCAGCAUGUACGGCAGCAUCUUCACUAUCUGCUUCAUCAGCCUGGACCGAUUCCUGGCCGUCCAGUUCCCGUUCCUGACCAUCCACCUCCGGAGCCCCAAGAAGAUCUUCUGUAUCUGCUGCGUCAUCUGGGUCCUAGUGUGGGUGGGGAGCAUCCCCAUCUACAACUUUCAUGAGCAAAAUGGCGACAACAAAAUCAAAUGUUUCCACAACAUGACCAACAGCACCUGGAGCGCCCGUGUCAUUAUGCCCCUCGAGGUGUUCGGCUUCCUUGUGCCCCUGGGCACCGUGGCGUUCUGCUCCUUCAGGACCAUUCACAUCCUGCUCCACUGUCAGAGCUACGCGCAGAGCUGGGCCCACCGGAAGGCCUCCAUCUGGACCAUCAGGGCCAACCUGGCUGUCUUCGUGGUGUCCUUCCUUCCCGUCCACCUGGCCUUCUUCCUGAGGUUCCUGAUGGAGUAUAAAAAUGUCUUCAAGGAGCAGGAAACCAUAGAUAACAUCAGAUUCUUCCUGCAGUUGUCCUUGUGUCUAUCCAACACUAACUGUUGCCUGGAUGUCUUCUGCUACUACUUUGUCAUGAAAGAAUUCCGUGCGAGCCUCCCGACCCGCCGGACUUCCAGCUGGUCCACCACCUGGUCUACCAGGGCCUCAGGGAAGCAGAAGGAAGCCCCGCCCCCGCACCCCAGAAGCAACACCCCAUCCUGA
Condylura cristata (star-nosed mole) is the source of this 987-nucleotide messenger RNA. It is a transcript of the gene GPR55, whose product is annotated as G protein-coupled receptor 55. The record is from RefSeq and is a predicted model, not a curated record. Lineage: Eukaryota; Metazoa; Chordata; Mammalia; Eulipotyphla; Talpidae. Gene Ontology annotation, biological process: positive regulation of Rho protein signal transduction; phospholipase C-activating G protein-coupled receptor signaling pathway. The transcript has a single exon. The coding region runs from base 1 to 987 and encodes 328 amino acids. Gene Ontology annotation, molecular function: G protein-coupled receptor activity. Gene Ontology annotation, cellular component: membrane.